AUGGCCAUGGAUAUCAAACCUUCGCUACUCUCUUUUCUAGUGGUGCUACUCUUCCUUUUGUUUGCUCAAUCCUCAAAUGCAACCAACAAAAUUGUUGAAGUGAACAAAAUUUGCAACACAACCAUACACCCUUCAUUUUGUUCAAAAAUUCUAAACUCAAAACCCGGUGGUACAAACCGUGCAGAUCUAAUUACCCUUGUAAAUUACACAAUUGGUGUUGUUCGUUCCAACGUUACAAACACAAUUCGUCUCAUUAAGUCUCUAAUAAGAAAUUCAACUAAUUCAGAUGCGAAAGAUCAUUACGAAUUGUGUUUGAAACAUUUCGAUUACGACGAAGGCGCAUUAGGCGAAGUGGAAUACGCUGAGAAAAUGCUGAAGGCGAAGGAUUACCAAGGUGUUAAUGUUGCUGCUUCUGGUGUUAUGGCGACGGUUGAUGGUUGUGUUUUUGGUGAUUCACCAAGUGAUCCUGUUUUUCCUGAUCAUUCUUCGCUACCGAAAUAUGCUGAAUAUGUGAAGCAAGUUGCGGAUAUUAUUUGUGCCAUUUGUAACUAUUUGACGGGUAUUUAUAAGUAA
Molecule: messenger RNA, 573 nt
Organism: Arachis stenosperma
Lineage: Eukaryota; Viridiplantae; Streptophyta; Magnoliopsida; Fabales; Fabaceae
Product: pectinesterase inhibitor 1-like
Exons: 1
Coding region: 1-573 (190 amino acids)
Biological process (GO): negative regulation of catalytic activity
Molecular function (GO): pectinesterase inhibitor activity
Source: RefSeq, a predicted model, not a curated record